AUGAAGAAGAGAAAGCAAUGUAUGCAAGAUACUGAGGGUCAAAAGCAUGAAGGGAUGGAAGGUGAAGAAAAUGAAGAAAGCUGUUCCUAUUCUACUUUGUUAUAUGACGGUGACACCUGCCCCAUCUGUUUGAACUGCCUCCUAGAACAAGAGGUUGGGUUUCCUGAGAACUGCAGUCAUACCUUCUGCAUGACUUGCAUUCUUAAAUGGGCUGAGACACAGGCUUCAUGUCCCAUUGAUCGCAGACCAUUUCAAGCAGUAUGCAGGCCUGGUGCAUUAGAAAAGCAGAUAAAGGUUCAGGUUAAAAAACACCUGAGAAGGAAGGAAGAAGAGGAAAACUGUGCCUGCAAUAAGGGAAAAUACAGCCAUGUGAAGAUGAGCUUUGUGAGAAGAGCUGUAUGUCCAGACAGAGGACCAUUAACAACCAAAUUGAGUGAAGUUGUGAAGAAAAAAUACAGUAAUACUUUGUAUGAGAAACGAGACAAGAAAGCUUUGUCUGUGAAGAUAAACAAGCCCAGAAGACAGACCUGCUGGAAUAAGUGCUUCAGAACUGGUUUCUUCAGCACGCUUCCAGCUGGUGGUAGCAAUGAAGAAUCCUUUUUCAGCUGUAGAAAUAACUGUACAGAAUUCACAGAAGUCAAUGCAGCAAUCACACAGAAGAGACAGGAGCUGGAAUUGUCCUGUUCAUCUGCACUUGCUCGAGUUGAAAGAAUUCCUUUAAUGUCUUAUGGAGCUGAAGCUGAGACUUUUCUUCUCACUUCUGCUACAGUGGCAGGGGUAAUUCUUCCAUCAAAUAUCAGGCCUCUGGAAAACUUUGAAUCUUUAGGCAAGGGAUACGCUGUCGCGUGUACCCAAGAAGGAGAAGAGAAAAAGCAAACUUCUGGUUCAUCUGGUGCUAGAGGAGGGAGGAGGAAAUCGGUUAAUGCUACUCCCAGAAGAAGGUCUGCACGGAACAGCAAAAAUGAGACUCUGGGUCAGUCUCGGAGCUCACCUCGGUCAAGCAGUUCUGCGUGCAGUGCCCCUGAGGGCAGUAACCCAUCUCUGAAUAAGUUUCCUUCAGAAUCAGAGAAGGCUCCUCCAAAACGGAAAUCUAAAAGAGCAGUUAAACAACAGACACCUGUGGUUAGAAAGAAACUGAGAAGUUCUGCACGUUCUGAAAAACUGUCCAGUGAUUCAGUAGAAGAUGGUGGCAUUGCUGAGUCUGAAGCAGUUCUAACAUUAGAUGAAGACCAACAGUCAGAAGAUGAAAGCAAUAAUGCAAGCCUUCCACAGAAAAGUAACUUAGAAACAGAGUCUGCUAAUGGACUGGAGAGCUAUAGUGAACAUGCAGAAGCUGACGAAACUGCAGGAGAAUGUGACAAAGAUGAAGAUACUUCAGGCAACACAAAUGUAAGUUUUUCUGUCCAAGAAUCUCCAGUACUAACUUCAGGGGCUGAAAAUCAGGAAUUUGAACUAAAAGGAGUUACUGAAAAAAAUGUACAUCUUAAGAAUCAGGACAUCUGUACAAAUACUCUUGAACAAAUAGAAACAGUAACUAGUCCCAGAGAUGAAGCAUGUGACCAUGCAACUUCUGAAAAAGUAGAUCAGACAUUGUGUAGUCCUCAAAAUGAAUUGAUGGAGGAGGUAGAAAAUUUGGCAAAAAUAGAUCAACCUGUAUCUAGUUCAGAAAAUGAACUGUUGGAACAUCCAGAACUUUUGGCAAAAGACCAGUCAUUAGAGAGCCCCAGAAGUGAAUUGCCUGAGCAUGCAGAAGCUAUAGAAAUAGAUGAUUCCAACGCUGAAAUAAAAACAGUAGUAGACUGUGCCAGUCCAAGUAUUCAAAAGUUAAAGGUUGCCCCAGAUGAAGAACCGGACACAUUAAUACACAGUCCUUCAAUGGACACUACAUCAGAACAAUCUUUAAAAGAGAAUGCCAUGCCAGAAAGUGAAGGGGAUAGAACUUCAGAGUCACCCCAGGUAAAUGCUGAACAAAAACAUUUUGGCGAAGAUAAUAAUGAAAUGAUACCAAUGGAUUGUGACUCAUUUUGCAGUGACCAGAAUGAACCUCAGGUUGAGCAGUUACCACCAGUUGAAAGUACAAAGCAAGGAGAAGUGAACUUUUUAGAAUGUGCUGUGGGAAACUGUCAGUCAGUUUCAGGACUUCCUGAUGAAAAAGAUGAAACUAUUCCUCAAGAAAGAGAAUGCCAGUCAGAAGUCAAAAAAGAUAAAAAGACUCGAACUAGGAAGUCUAGAUUUCACUCACCAUCAACAACUUGGUCUCCUUCUAGGAGAGAGGACAGGAAAUCUCAGUCACCAUCCCCUAAAACAGAGAUGACCAGACGCAGGAGCUCACGAUCUCCCAAGAAAGAAACUGUCAGGGAAGGAAGGAGAUCCUUAUCUCGGUCUCCAAAGAGAGACUCAGUCAAAGAUGAGAAAAAAACACUGUCUCGAUCUCCCAAGAGGGAAACUGUCAGGGAAAGCAGGAGAUCAUCUUCUCUGUCAAGAACUAAGGAUUCAUCUCCAAGGCAAAAAUCUAGAUCUCGAAGCAGUGAUAGAGAUAGUCAAAGGAGAGAUCGUGACAGAGAGAGGAGGAGUAGGAGGUGGUCUAGGUCACGUUCACGUUCUAGGUCAAGAUCACGCUCUAGGACAAGAAAUAGAGGUUCUUCAUUCUCUAGAAAUGAGAGGGACAGUCAUUCACCUCGAUGGAAAGAGAGAUGGGCAAAUGACAGCUGGAGGAGUCCCAGAGGAAAUGAUCGAUACAGAAGAAAUGAUCAAGAAAAACAGAAUGAAACUCUUAGAAAAGAGAAGGACAAUACAGAAAAAAGUAGUGAUGAUCAAUAUUCUUCUGACAAGCGGAAGAAUGAUUGUCCAGACUGGGUAAUGGAAAGGAUAAAUUCUGUUCCAGAAGUGAGGAACAGAGAGAGAGAUAAGCCACACUGGGAAGACAGCAGGCAUGAUGGUUCAGGACAGUCUUGGAACAAAAACUUUGGUUCAGGUUGGAUUCCAAAUCGAGGAAGAGGUCAGCGUGGCCGAGGUGGGCGUGGAAGAGGUGGUUUCACAUAUGGAGACCAGAGUGAAAAUCACUGGCAAAAUAGAAAACCUCUCUCAGGGAACUCAGAUUGUUCUGGGAAUGAAACGUCAAGGUUCCCAGAACAGCAGCCAUACAAACGUAAGAAUGAGCAAGAUUAUUCUUUUGAUACACCUGCUGACAGGUCUGGGUGGACAUCUGCAUCCAGCUGGGCUGUAAGAAAGACUUUACCUGCUGAUGUGCAGAAUUACUAUUCAAGAAGGGGACGCAAUUCAUCGAGCCCACAGCCUGGAUGGGGAAUGAGACAAGAAGAGGAGACACCCGAACAAGAUCCCAACCUCAAAGACCAAGGCAACCAGCAAAGUGAUGGUUCUCAGCUACCAAUAAACAUGAUGCAGCAACAAAUGAAUGUAAUGCCACAGGUGAACGCACAGCACCAGCCCAUGAAUAUCUUCCCGUAUCCCGUGGGUGUCCCUCCUCCCAUGAUGAGUAUGCAGCGGAAUCCUUUCAGCAUCCACCCACCAAUGCCCAUGCAUCUCCCUACCGGAGUGCCUCUCAUACAGGUAGCUGCUCCCACAAAUUUGUCUCAGGGAUUACCUCCGCCUCCACCUCCACCCCCACCAUCUCAACAAGUCAGCUACAUUGCUUCACAGCAAGAUGGAAAACAAUUGCAGGGUAUUCCAAAUGCUGCUCAUGUAAGUAAUACCAUGAAUGCUCCAGCCUUGCCUGCUCCAACAGCAGUCCUGGGAAAUGUGGGAACAGUUCAGGGACCAAGUUCGGGUAAUGCAACGUCAUCAAGUCACAUCAAGAGCUCUAAUGCAGCUGUAAAAUUGGGAGGAGAAAAAGCAAGUGUAACAGUGGAAGCUAGUGCAGAUAGCUCAAAGAAGGACCAG
Merops nubicus (carmine bee-eater) is the source of this 3900-nucleotide messenger RNA. RefSeq names its product SR-related CTD-associated factor 11 (gene SCAF11). The annotation marks the transcript as partial. The transcript is spliced from 12 exons. NCBI's taxonomy places the organism in Eukaryota, Metazoa, Chordata, Aves, Coraciiformes, Meropidae. Gene Ontology annotation, biological process: spliceosomal complex assembly. Gene Ontology annotation, molecular function: RNA binding. The record is from RefSeq and is a predicted model, not a curated record.